AUGCACACGCUUCCUAUCAAGAUGAAAAGAGGCCUCUUGAUACUUUGGUCCUUGUUCUACUUCAGCGUUGCAAACACAGCCACUAGAAACCAGGCUAACCAGCCUCUUGAGUUUGAUCAACUGAAAAUAUCCAGGAAAUAUGUUCAAGGAAAACAAGAUACAACUCUAAAGAAUAGAUCUAGUCCCUCGGUGCAUAGAGGCUCAAAAAACAAUCUACGGGAGCAGGAUAAGAUCAUAUCAAUGCCAGGGCAAACGGAGGUAGUAGAAUUUGACCAAUAUGCAGGAUAUGUCACGGUGGAUGCAAAGGCUGGAAGAGCUUUGUUCUACUACUUUGUUGAGACUCCUCAAGAUCCUUUGAACAAACCGCUAGUCCUAUGGCUGAAUGGAGGGCCCGGCUGUUCAUCCUUUGGAACUGGAGCCAUGCUUGAACUUGGACCUUUCUCUGUCCGUAGUGACAACAAGACACUGUACAAGAAAACACAUGCAUGGAACAGAGUGGCCAAUAUGUUGUUCGUUGAGAUCCCAGCUGGUGUUGGAUACUCAUAUUCAAACACUACAUCAGAUUAUUAUAACACUGGUGACCAAAGGACCACAGAUGACGCUUACACCUUUCUUGUCAAGUGGCUGGAGAAAUUUCCUGAGUAUCGGGACCGUGAUUUCUUCAUAACUGGUGAGAGCUACGCGGGUCACUAUAUACCAGAGCUAGCUAAUCUGAUUGUUUCUAACAAUAGAGCCACCAAUGCAACUAUUGUCAAGCUUAAAGGUGUUGCAAUUGGAAAUGCAGAUUUGGAUGAUAAUGUGACCCUAAGAGCAUCAUAUGACUACUAUUGGAUGCAUGCUAUGAUUUCUGGAAGAACUUACAGAGCCAUCCAGAAUAAAUGUGGCUUUAACAGUGGCUUUAACGGGACAUACACUAAAGACUGCCAGAAUGCCAUGAACUUAGCUUCCCAGGAAAAAGGAAAUGUUGAUGACUAUGACAUCUACGCACCAACAUGCCAUGAUGCCUCCAAUCCUUCCAAAUCAAGUGACUCGUUGGUGUUUGGUGAUCCAUGCACAAAUCACUAUGUCUCCUCUUAUCUAAAUCGUCCUGAGGUUCAAAGGGCGCUCCAUGCAAACACAACAGGGUUAAGCUACCCAUGGAUGGAUUGCAGUAGUCAGCAUGUAUUCGAUAAUUGGAAAGAUUCGCCAGAGACGAUGCUGCCAUCAAUCAAGAAACUCAUUUCAAGUGGCACAAGGAUAUGGCUGUACAGUGGUGAUAUGGAUGCAGUGUGUUCAGUCACUUCAACACAAUACGUGCUGGACAUUCUUGGGCUUCCUAUAGAGACAUCUUGGCGUCCAUGGCGCAUCGACAAUGAGGUUGCUGGCUAUGUGGUUGGAUAUAAACACCUGGUGUUCGCGACAGUCAGAGGAUCUGGGCACAUGGUCCCAUACUACCAGCCUCGCAGGGCAAUGGCACUAUUCUCAUCAUUCCUCGAAGGAAAGCUCCCUCCGCACUGA
Molecule: messenger RNA, 1497 nt
Organism: Phragmites australis (common reed)
Lineage: Eukaryota; Viridiplantae; Streptophyta; Magnoliopsida; Poales; Poaceae
Product: serine carboxypeptidase 1-like
Exons: 8
Coding region: 1-1497 (498 amino acids)
Biological process (GO): proteolysis
Cellular component (GO): vacuole
Molecular function (GO): serine-type carboxypeptidase activity
Source: RefSeq, a predicted model, not a curated record